AUGGAAGGCCUGGCCAUGCUGAAGCAGCUAAUCGGUCAGCUUCAGCACCUCCUCGACUCUCAAUCUCAUCAUUCUUCUUCUCAUCACACUAUCCUCCUUCAACAAAACCCCAGAUGGACUGCGUUUGACAUCGAAAAUGGCUCUGUAGAUGAUUGUUUUGGCGUUGAAAUGGCAGCUGGAAAGUCUCAUAGUUUCAGGAUGUCGGAGCCUCUAAAGCCUCCACCCGCUAAGAAGCCUCGAAGAGAUCGAAGCAAGGGCAAAUCGUCAGGAAGAUCCUGUACAAGUGAAGUUAUGGAACAAGAAAUCUGGAAAGAUUUUCCUGAAGAUUUGUUUGAGGCAGUAAUUGCACGACUUCCCAUUGCCACUUUUUUCCGCUUCCGUUCUGUAUGCCGACGAUGGAGUUCUUUGCUGGCUUCUCAAAGCUUUUCUCAGCAUUGUGCCGAAAUCCCACAAGAAAAUCCAUGGUUUUACACCAUUACCCAUGAAAAUGUGAAUUCAGGAGCCAUGUAUGACCCUUCUUUGAAAAAGUGGCAUCAUCCUUCUAUAUCAGCAAUGCCCACAAAGUUGAUUGUUUUGCCAGUGGCUUCUGCAGGGGGAUUAGUUUGCUUUUUGGACAUUGGCCAUCGAAACUUCUAUGUAUGUAACCCGCUGACUCAAUCCUUCAAGGAGUUGCCAGCUCGGUCAGUGAGGGUCUGGUCUCGCGUUGCUGUAGGGAUGAUUGCGAAUGAAAAAUCUGCUGGUUCAGGCUACAAGAUCCUAUGGGUGGGUUGUGAUGGAGAACAUGAAGUUUAUGACUCGGUGAAAAACUCUUGGAGCCGUCCAGGAAACAUGCCUGGAAAUGUGAAGCUGCCAUUGGCCCUUAACUUUAGGUCACAAGCUGUCUCUAUUAACAGUACACUUUACUUCAUGCGUUCAGAUCCAGAAGGGGUUGUUUCUUAUGAUAUGGCAACGGGAGUUUGGAAACAAUACAUAAUCCCAGUGCCAUUGCAUCUGACUGACCACACUCUGGCUGAGUAUGAUGGCCAAAUCAUGCUUGCAGGAUUGCUCACAAAGAAUGCAGCCACGUGUGUAUGCAUAUGGGAGCUGCAGAAAAUGACGCUCUUGUGGAAGGAGGUAGACAGAAUGCCAAAUGUAUGGUGCUUGGACUUUUAUGGUAAGCACGUUAGAAUGACUUGCCUGGGUAACAAAGGCUUGCUCAUGUUGUCCUUGAGAUCAAAACAAAUGAAUCGGUUGGUUACUUACAACAUAGCAAAGAAGGAAUGGCUGAAGGUUCCCGGGUGUGUGGUGCCGCACGGGAGGAAACGGCAGUGGAUAGCAUGUGGUACUGCAUUUCAUCCAUGCCUGACAGCCGUGGCUUGA
Molecule: messenger RNA, 1359 nt
Organism: Vicia faba (fava bean)
Lineage: Eukaryota; Viridiplantae; Streptophyta; Magnoliopsida; Fabales; Fabaceae
Source: the annotation of a GenBank genome assembly